AUGCAGGCCACUCAGCCCUUAGGCCAAACUUUGGUCUAUUCCACAGUUGAUGGCCACGAAAUCAAGUUCGACUACUACUUGCCCCGCAACGCUAGUGGCAGAUUGCCAGCUGUGAUCUACUACCAUGGAGGAGGCAUGACUGCAGGAUGGCGUGGCGGCUUCAGCUUCCCGACUUGGCUACAAGAUCACUGCCAAGAGAAAGGCUACAUCCUUAUUAGUGCGGAUUAUCGUCUAUGCCACCCAACUACUGCUUUGCAUCAGAUUGACGAUGCGAAGGCUCUGUUUAGAUUCCUCGCGUCGGUAAACUUCCAGAAUGCCUUGCCGGGAUCUGUUGCACUCGACACGGAUCGGAUAGCGGUUACAGGCUUUUCGGCGGGGGCCUUUUCGGCCCGUGCAGCAUGCAUAUACGCUGAUCCCAAACCAGCCGUCCUGAUGACGGCUUACGGAUCCGCUGGAGACUGGCUUCUAGAUCACUGGACGGUCAGAAGACCACCUACGACCAUCGCCAAGCUUGUCGAUCUCCAGCAGGUCCCAAAGCUACUCGCCGACAAAACUGUUGUGAGUGAGGACAAGCCAGUGCAGGGCAUGAUGUCCAACCGUUUCGCACUCACUGUUCGCUGGGAGCUUGAUGGAACCUUCCUCGACAACUGUCUCGGGAGACCUGGGCUGGGCGCAGAACUCAACAAACUGCGCUACGAGGAGCGGGCUGCUGCACUUCCCGAGGAUCUCAAGCCUGCAUUUCCUCAGCUCUUUGUUUCAGAAAGUCAUCCACCAACUAUCCUCGUACAUGGCACAGCAGAUGAAGUUGUUCCUGACCAAGAGAGCGUGCAUCAUCAUGAACAGCUCAAGAAAUUUGGUGUCAAAACGGAAUUGAUUCUUGUGGAGGGUGCGGGACAUGGACUUGUGGAUUUAAAGAGCGGAUUUCCGCCGAAACCAGCGGAAGGUAAAGAUGAGGCCUAUAGAAGGGCCGCCGAUUUUAUUGACGAAGUGUUUGCCACUCUGAAAAUGUGA
Messenger RNA from Penicillium subrubescens, 1011 nucleotides. RefSeq names its product alpha/beta hydrolase. The transcript is spliced from 2 exons. Bases 1 to 1011 code for a protein of 336 amino acids. The record is from RefSeq and is a predicted model, not a curated record. Gene Ontology annotation, molecular function: serine-type peptidase activity. Lineage: Eukaryota; Fungi; Ascomycota; Eurotiomycetes; Eurotiales; Aspergillaceae. Gene Ontology annotation, biological process: proteolysis.